Molecule: messenger RNA, 4238 nt
Organism: Condylostylus longicornis
Lineage: Eukaryota; Metazoa; Arthropoda; Insecta; Diptera; Dolichopodidae
Product: nidogen
Exons: 13
Coding region: 1-4197 (1398 amino acids)
Biological process (GO): cell-matrix adhesion
Molecular function (GO): calcium ion binding
Source: RefSeq, a predicted model, not a curated record
AUGGAAGUUUUGAGCAGAAUAAAUAGUGACCGUCAGCUGUUAUUAACAAUUAAAAGUAGAAAGACAGCAUACUUAGGUCAUCUAAUCCGUAACAAAAAAUAUCAUAUUCUGCAAUUAAUCCUGCAAGGUAAAAUGCAUGGCAAAAGGCGGGUUGGACGAAAGCAAAUGUCGUGGCUGCGAAAUAUCAGACAAUGGACUGGCAUACAAACAAUCGGGCAACUAAUUAAUACGAAUGGCAUUCUCACAUUUUUAACAGAAUUUCCGGAAUUUUUAAAUCAACCAUUCCCCCUGGAAUACCCGUCUAUAUCACCAUUUUAUUCAAAUAUUGAUACGACUGGAGCAAAUUCAUCCUCUAUUAUUGUAUUCUUUAGUACACAAGAUGAAGAUAAAUUACAAAAAGCAUCUGAUUUAGUACGUUAUGCAUUUGCUGAUAGUGAAGAUUUCGAAGCUAGUAUAUUGUAUGUUGCAACAUGGGAAAAUGUUGGAUACUACAACGCAAAACAAGAUAAACAAAAUAGUUUUCAGGCAGUCAUCAUAUGCAAUAAUGAUGAAACUUAUGUGCAGUUUAUUUAUAAAAAAAAUGGUCUUAAUUGGUUACAAGGUGAUAUUGGUGAACUUGGUAUAUCAGAUAUUAGAGCACAAUCUGGUUUUAUAUCAGAAGACGGAAGAUAUUUUACAAUAAUGGGAUCUGGAACAGAAAAAGCCAGAUAUUUUAGUUCUCAAAGUAAUAUUGGUGUACCUGGUGUUUGGAUAUAUCGAGUUGGUAAAUUGGAAUACGAUGAUAAUGUCGAGGAACCAAAUAAUGUGGAAAUUCAAGAGCUUGAACAACCCGAAGCUUCUUCAUGUUCUGAUGGUCUUUAUAAAAAAUGUCACACAAAAGCUCAAUGUGUUGAUAAUUCAAGGGGAUUUUGUUGUAAAUGUAAUGAUGGUUUUUAUGGCAAUGGUUUCUCAUGUAUAGAUCGUAAGGUACCAAUUCGUGUAACUGGUUCAAUAUCCGGUACAAUAAAUGAUCAAGUAAUAGAUGAAAGAGCCAAAAUUCAAGCAUAUAUUGUCAUGUCUGAUGGUAGAAGUUAUACAGCUAUAACACCAAUUGAUCCAGAAAUUGGUCAUCAAUUAAAAUUAGUCCUGCCGUUAGGUCUUGCAAUUUCAUGGUUAUUUGCUAAACCUGUUGGUGCUGGACUCAAUGGUUAUCAUUUGACUGGAGGUGUAUUAACACAUUAUUCAACGUUACUAUUUAAAGAGACUGGAGAAAAAUUUUAUGUUAAUCAAACAUUUGAAGGACUCAAUUAUUGGGAUCAAUUAUCAGUUAAAAUAGAAGUAUCUGGACGAUUACCGCUAAUAGAAGAUGGCCCAAAAUUGCAAUUAAGCGAUUUUAUUGAAGAAUAUGAAUUUAUUUCAGAAAAUAAAUUACGAUCAGUUAGUGAUCAGGCAAUAGAAUUACCAUCACAUGAUGAAAUAAUUGAAUAUCGUUUAGAACAAAUGAUUGUAUUUAAGAGAUGUGUGUCAGAUGAUGAUUUAAUGGAUUCUCGUAAAACAAUUGCACAAAAAAAUUCAAAAGUUACUCUUGAUUAUGGUAUUAAUGAACAAGCUAUAAGAAUGUCUAUAUUGUCUAAGGUUGGUGUUGAUCCAUCUGGAAAUCCUUGUUUAGAUGGAACAUCAAUUUGUGGUUAUAACACAAUUUGUAAACCAACCGGCUUAGAUACUUACGAAUGUGGAUGUGAAAAUGGAUAUGUUCUAGAUAUUGCAAGUAAUGAAAUCCAACAUUGUGUAGAUAUUGAUGAAUGCAGGUCUGGUUAUCAUAUUUGUGAUGAGAAUGCAGAAUGUGAAAAUAAUGGCGGCGGUUAUACUUGUAAAUGUUUUGAUGGUUAUGAAGGUAAUGGAUAUGAAUGCAAACCAAUUAUGGAUGAUCAUAGUACAUCAAAAAAUCCUGAAAUUACGUAUGACGAAAGACCGAUAUUACAUGCAAAUAAUAAUAAUUACAGUAGUACCAGUCAUAUGGAUUGGAAUAGAAGUAAUGAAGAACAUGAACGUGAACAUGAACAUGAUCGCCAACAUGAACAUGAUCGCCAGCAUGAACAUGAAUAUGAACAUGAGCAUGAACAUGAAGAUGAAAAUACACAUCAACACAAACAUAGACAUGAACAUGAACACGAUCAUAAUAAAUGGAACGAUGGAAAUAAUGAAUAUAAUAAUUGGCAUAUGACAACCCAAUUGAUUAAUGCUUUGGAAGAUCCAUGUGAAAAAUGCUCACCAAAUGCUAUUUGUGUCAAUGGUCAUUGUCAUUGUAGAGAAGGUUUCGUUGGUGAUGGUAUUUUUUGCACUUCUUGUAGAUUAGAUGAACAUUGGGUUGAUGGCCGUUGUAUACCAUCAUAUCAAGCAACAGAGGUACAACCACUUUGUGACGAAAGAGAAGAAUGCACUUGUCCAGAUGGGUACGAAUUUAUAUAUGAAGAAAGUGCCUGUCGAUUUGUUGGUUAUGUUCAAGCAAUAGAAUUUCCAGAUGACCAAGUUUCAUGUGAAAUCGAUUAUCACUGCCAUCAGAACGCUACUUGUGAAUGGUCAGAAGCUGUUGGAAAACAUAUUUGCAUUUGUUCUAGAGGAUUUAUAGGCGAUGGUCUAACUUGUAUUAAAACGGAAAUUACUUGUACUACGCAACCAUCAAUUUGCCAUGAAUAUGCUACUUGUGAAUAUGAUCAAGAACUAGGAAAAUCAGAAUGUAUGUGCCUCAAAGGUUAUAUGGGUGAUGGUUAUCAUUGUGAAAUAGCACCCGAAUGUAUGGAAAAUUUUGAAUGUUCUGAAAAUGCAUAUUGUGAUCAAGGUGUAUGUGUUUGUCAAAGUGGUUUUGAACGUGAUCUAGCCGAUCAUUGUGUUCCAACUGGUACUUGCGGAUUGGCAAGAUGUUCUGAAAAUGCUAUUUGUAAAUUAGAGCCACAACAACAUAUUCAAUAUUGCGAAUGUUUGCCUGGUUAUGCUGGCGAUGGUUUAACAUGUGAAAGCAUUCCACCACCGUGUAAUAUUAGAAAUAGCUGUGGUUUACAUGCUUCAUGCAUUCGAUUGCAUAAGGAUAAUCCAAAUUAUGAAUGUGUUUGUGAUCCAGGUUUCAAUGGUGAUGGAAUUUUAUGUAUUGAGGAGCCGAAUUGCAGAAAUACACCGACAUUAUGUGAUCCUAAAGCAGUUUGCGAAUCAACAGAAAUGGGUUUAAUGUGUGUUUGCCCAGAUGGUUUCUUAGGAAAUGGAACAUUUUGUAAGGAAAUUGCUCCACAUGAAUUUGGUUUUCUUCUAAUUAGUCAAGGAUUAGUAAUUAUUCGGAUUCCAUUUAAUAGUAAACUCGGUAAACCAAUAUCGUUGGCGUCGAUGGCAAUUGGUUUAGAUAAAGAUUGUGUUGAAGGUCGUGUAUAUUGGGGAGAUAUUGCAGCUAAAAAAAUAAUGAGUGUCAAAUAUGAUGGAACAGAGAGUAAAGAAUUUAUAACUGAAAACUUAGAAUCACCUGAAGGUAUUGCAAUUGAUUGGAUUGCUAGACGUUUAUAUUGGACUGAUUCUGGUAAAGAUACAAUUGAGGUAGCUAAUAUAGAUAAUCCACAAGAAAGAGUUGUAAUCAUUAAAAAACAUUUAGUUAAUCCACGUGGUAUUGCCGUAGAUCCAUUUAAACAAAAAUUAUAUUGGUCUGAUUGGAAUCGUGAUUCACCAAAAAUUGAAAUGUCAAAUUUAGAUGGUACUGAAAGGCGAACAAUUGCUACAAAACCUGAAUUAAUAUUACCAAAUUCAUUGGUUGUUAUACCAAAUACGGAUGAAUUAUGUUAUGCUGAUGCUGGUUCACAUAAAAUAGAAUGUUUAGAUUUGGGAAAUGAAAAUUCAAGAACAGUUGCUAGUAAUUUAUCAUAUCCAUUCGGUUUAGCAAAUACUGAUGAAAGUUUCUAUUGGACUGAUUGGACAACAAAACAAAUUGAAAGUGUUGAUAUACAUGGUAAUAGAAAACAAGGUUUAAGAAUUCCAGUAUUCGGUAGUCAUAAAAUGUUUGGUAUGACAGCUGUUGAUAAUUAUUGUCCACGCGGUUAUAAUCCAUGUCAAAUUAAUAAUGGUGGAUGUACAGAUAAUAGAAUUUGUUUACCAAAUAAUCGAUCACCAUCGGGUAAAAGUUGUAAAUGUACCAAAUUAUCGAAAGAUUGUGAUUUCGAUGAUAUGCAUCAUCAUUUAUAAAACAUGAAAUGGAAAAAAGGAUUCUAAAAAUACAAAGGAUA